Molecule: messenger RNA, 1999 nt
Organism: Morone saxatilis (striped sea-bass)
Lineage: Eukaryota; Metazoa; Chordata; Actinopteri; Moronidae
Gene: kctd4
Product: potassium channel tetramerization domain containing 4
Exons: 1
Coding region: 209-985 (258 amino acids)
Biological process (GO): protein homooligomerization
Molecular function (GO): protein binding
Source: RefSeq, a predicted model, not a curated record
UCAACCACACACUCUCUCUCAAAACACAUUCACUUUUCACUAUACGACAGCUGACAACACCUUUUCAUUUUCUCAGCAGCACCACCACAGACUCACAUUACCAGAUCCACAAGAAGAGAAGAACAAGAAGAAGAAAAAAGACGAUUUUGUGCUGCAGACAUACCGGCUCUGAGGAGGCUGGGUCGCGGCUGGAGAAGGUGACUGGAGAAUGGAAUGGAACCUCAGAAGGAUGGAAAGUGAACUGAGGCACAUCAACCCGGACCUGCUGCAGCCCAGCAAGAGCUUCAAGAAGCCCUCUUCAGGCACCAUCACCAUCAAUGUAGGGGGGUUCCUGUACACCGCCCACCGGACCACCCUCGGCAAGCACCAGGGUUCCUUUCUGGAAGAGCUGGCCAACGGUAAGAAGCCGGUUCAGCACACUGAUUCAAUGGGCAACCCGUUCAUUGAUAGAGAUGGUCCCGUCUUUCGCCACGUGCUCAACUACCUUCGAACCGGAGAGCUCCAGCUGCCCGACGACUUCCGGGAGGCGGGGCUCCUGCGACGGGAGGCCGAUUUUUACCGUCUGAGUGAACUGGUGGAAGCCGUGGUCGAGUGGGAAAGCCAGAGGGCGGCCCAGCGGGAGGCCGCCUUCUUGGAGGUGACGGAUAGCCACGAGAGGUCGCAGGGCCUCAAGGUGUACUGCAGCGACCCCAUCUUCAUCGACAAGGUGAAAGCGAGGCUGGUGCAGAUCUCCAAGAGCCGCCUGGACGGCUUUCCAGAAGAAUUCGUGGUGUCGUCCAACGUGAUCCAGUUCCGUCACUUCAUCAAGUCGGAGCCGGGCUCGAGGCUCGUACUGAAGGAGGACAGCACAUUCUUGUGCACACUUGACUGUCUGAAACUAGAGACAGUGAUGCUAGCACUGAGAUCUGGCUUCAAGCUGGUCACCAGCCUCGACAGCAGCAAAGGCUCCGUGGUGGCGGCCGAGGCCCUGCACUUUGUCAAGUAGGAUGGAGGGAAACAGAGGGAAGAGAGGAUGAGGAGGAGGAGGAGGAAGGUGGGAAGCAGAAAGGGAAAAGAGUAGUGCCUGAUUCCAUAUCCACCCCGUUAAUGUAAGGUAUUGGCUUGAAGAUCUUGUAACGUGCUGAGCUGUAAUGUGUCAUUGGUGGGAGAAUUAGAACGGGGGGUUGGACUGUCACAGUGUUUAUAUCUUAACUGCACAUUGCUGGCUUACAAACACAGGAUUUGCUAAGUUUGAGGUAACAUCGUGUUGGUUAACAGAAGGGUAUUUUGGCAUCAACCUUUAUACUGCUUUGUAAACUUGUAUUUCUAGAAUUCAGAAUGAUCCAGAACAACUCACCAUUUAUGAUGUCUUAAAGUGCAUUUAAUUAUUAGAUAUCACACAAAAAGUACCACUUAUAAUAACAAUAAUAAUAUGGAAGACAAGCCAACAGUGAAUUCUUCCAUAGAGAAAAAAAAAAAGGGAUCAAUUGAGAUUCUGAACAUCGACAGCUUUAUCAGUGGAUUUGUCUCUGCACAAAAGCCUCUGCUGCUUUGUCAACGGCUGCGAAAGCCUUCAAAACCAACAGUGAGGUGCACUGUUGUGCCAUUCAGCUUUUACUACAGGCUGUGUGCGUGUGUGUGGGUGUGUGCGUGCGUGUGGGUGUGUGUUGCUAUACACUGUGUGUGCUGUGUUUACUUGGUUUAAUAGCUUGUGUUUAGUUUAUUAGCCUCUCUGGAGCCUGAAGGGAAAACCACAGCACAUUAACUGUCGUUUUGGAUGGACUUUACUACCAAACUUCACAUUACAAAAUCAGACUGAAAUAACAUUAACCAUUUCAUCAGAUCGUGUCCACAAGUUGAGUUUAAGUGCAAAGAACCGUGAUUAUUGUAAGGGCUUUGAAUCUAGCAUGAUGCAUGUGUGCACUAAAUGAACUGUGUGUUUGUUAGUGCUGUGAGCCUCUGUGAAGUCAGUGCCACAACAAUGCCUAUUACUUUUCAAUGUGAAUAUUUUACAAAUAAA